UUUUGAAGUCAUGGAUCCCCGGUACAGUGGCCAGGAUGUCAUCCGAUGUGAUCUUUGUGAGACUGCAGUGGUACAAAUGCACUGUGAUUUCUGUCAUGUCAACCUAUGUGUAGCUUGUAUAGGUAAACAUGUUUCUGAUGACUAUGACAAACACAAAGUGGUUCCAUUCAAACAACGAAAAUCAACUUUGAUCUAUCCAAAGUGUGCAACGCACCAAACCAAAAGCUGUGAUUUACAUUGCAGAGAAUGCAACAUUCCUGUUUGUUCAUUAUAUACGGUGUCCAAUGAACACGAAAAGCAUAAAUUCUUAGUCCUCUCAGAAAUCUAUGGUGAGAAGAAAAAAUCCGUAAGAAAAGAUUUGACAGAAUUAGAAAAUAAUCUUUCUCCAACAUAUAAAACAAUAGUAAUUGACAUAGAAACUCAGAUGGCGAGUUUAGACGGUGAUUAUGGAAAACUUACAGAAAUAGUGACAAAACGUGGAGAAGAAUGGCACAGAGAAAUUGACAGAGUCACCCAGGAAAAGAAAAUUGAAAUUCAUGAAAUGAAAAACAAACACCUUGGAAUUCUAAUGCAACACUUGGAUAAAAUCAAACAGGUACAGUCUCUUAUAGAUAAAGCAUUACUUUCUCUGAAGGUAAUUGAUGAAUCCAAUAACGUGACAAUGGCUUUGGAAUACACCUCCAGAACUGAAGAAUUCAGCCAACUUCCUCACAAGGUUCAACUAUCACUACCAACAUUUAGUCCACAAAAUAUAAAUAGAGAAGAGAUUUACAAGUUAUUUGGAUCUAUAACACCCAUAUUCACCAAAAAAGAAGAUGGCUACAGACCGAAGAAACAAGUCGCUGUAGCUAAAAUACUGCUGGAAGAACCAGAGCUCAUUACUUCUAUGAAUACUGGGUAUAAAUCACUCCGCAGUGUAACCUGUUUAAGCGAAGAGGAAAUUUGGAGUGAAGGGUCCGUUGAUGCAAUAAAAUGUUUCAACAUACAAGGUUCACUUAGAAAGAUCUUGGGAACAAAAUCAGGGAAACCUCCAAAUGACAUAUCUGUGACAAUUGAUGGAUAUCUAGUAGACACUGACUGGAAGACAAGAGCAGUGAUUAAAGUGAAGGAUGGCCAGAUAGAAAAAGUGCUCAAACUACAGGGCUGGGUACCUAAUCAACUCUGUGUCACUUCUAAUGGAGACCUCCUAGUUACUAUGUACAAUGAAGGGUUUGCACAGUCUAAAGUUGUUCGUUACUCAGGCUCAACAGAGAAACAAACAAUCCAGUUUGAUGAUGAGGGUGAACCUCUGUAUUCAAGGAAUGGCUACAUUAAAUAUAUCAGUGAGAACAGAAACCUGGAUAUCUGUGUGGCUGACUAUAAAGCUAGUGCUGUAGUUGUGGUUAGUCAGGCUGGUAAACUCAGGUUCAGAUACAUUGGUCAAUGCUCUACUACUAAGAAACUACCAUUCAAUCCACGGGGAAUCACAACCGAUAGUCAGUGUCAAAUACUGACUUCAGACAGGAUUAACAAUUGUAUUCACAUCCUAGACCAAAAUGGGCAGUUCCUCCGUUAUAUAGAUAAUUGUGAUUUUAAAGAUCCAUAUGGUUUGUGUGUAGACAAAAAUGAUAAUCUUUUUGUUGCUGAGUAUUCUACUGGGGACGUCAAGAUGAUUGAGUACAUUAUACAUAUAUCACAUGGCUUCGAGGGUGACAUACCAGAAUGUUUGCCCCAAGGUGACAGGAAAGUCCAGGAGUGUUAUGUCACCCGAUGCCGAAGGCAGAGGGUGACAUAA
This is a messenger RNA of Saccostrea echinata, 1774 nucleotides long. RefSeq lists its product as uncharacterized. Lineage: Eukaryota; Metazoa; Mollusca; Bivalvia; Ostreida; Ostreidae. The transcript has a single exon. The record is from RefSeq and is a predicted model, not a curated record. Gene Ontology annotation, molecular function: protein binding; zinc ion binding; ubiquitin-protein transferase activity. Gene Ontology annotation, cellular component: chromatin; nucleoplasm. The coding region runs from base 11 to 1774 and encodes 587 amino acids. Gene Ontology annotation, biological process: positive regulation of DNA-templated transcription.